AUGACUCGUAUAUCUGCAUCCAGAUUCUUCAGAUGGCUCGAAGUGCCCGUCGAUGAAAGACACACUUUGAGUGUCCUUAAGAACCCAGAUCUGUUACCCAUCCCAGUGAAACAUCAGACAUGGGGGUUUUGGUCCAAUUUCAGUUACUGGUCAGUCAUGUCCUUCAGUGUCGGAACGUGGGUUAGUGCCUCUUCUGCCUUAAGUGUUGGGCUAAGUUAUCCCGAAACCAUUGGAACAUUCAUCGUUGGUGAUGUCCUUACCAUCUUCUUUACGCUAGCUAAUUCUUACCCCGGGUAUGAUUGGAAAGUCGGUUACACAUUAACUCAAAGAUUCGUCUUUGGUAUAUAUGGUUCAGGGUUCGGGAUCCUCAUCCGUAUCCUUAUGAGUAUCGUCAAUUACGCUUCCAAUGCAUGGUUGGGUGGGCUUUGUAUCAACAUGAUCUUAGAUUCAUGGUCUCAUCACUAUUUGAACCUACCUAAUACAUUAACUCAUAAAGUCGCCAUGACCACCAAGGAAUUGAUCGGUUUCAUCAUCUUCCAUGUCAUCACCAUGUUCUGCUACCUUUGGAAACCAUACCAUAUCAACUACAUCAUGAUCAUCUCAUGUUUCGCCACUUGUUUCUCCAUGAUGGGUAUGAUCAUCUACUUAACUAAGGAAAACCAUGGUGUUGGUAACUUUUUCACAUCCACCCACGGAACUGCAAAGGGUUCAGAUAAAGCUUGGGCUUGGGUCUAUAUGGUCUCGUAUUGGUUUGGAUCCGUGUCACCUUCCAGUGUCAAUCAUCCAGAUUAUUCGAGAUUCGGUACUAAUGAAACAGCCAUUUGGUUGGGAACCAUCAUUGCCCUAUUGGUCCCCACCACUUUAAUUCCCGUCUUUGGUGUCAUUGGGGCCUCUACAACAGAACAAUUAUAUGGCACACAACUAUGGCAACCCAUGGAAAUCUGUGAUCAAUGGCUAAGAAAUAACUACAGUGCCGGUGCAAGAGCCGCUACAUUUUUCUGUGGUCUUUCCUUCACAUUAUCUCAAAUAUCUUAUACAAUUUCUAGUUCAGGUUUCGCCAGCGGUAUGGAUUUGGCUGGUGUGUUACCUAAAUACAUCGAUAUCAAGAGAGGUGCCAUCUUUUGUGCAUUGGUCUCCGUGGCAUUACAACCAUGGAAUUUCUAUAACUCUUCAUCCACUUUCUUAACAGUCAUGAGUUCCUUCGGUAUUGUCAUGACACCAAUCAUUGCCGUCAUGAUCGCUGAUAACUUCUUGAUAAGAAAGAGGAAGUACUCUAUAUCACAGGGGUUUGUUGGUAAAGGUAGUGAAUAUUACUUCAAUAAAGGUUUCAAUUGGAGAGCAUUUGUCGCUUGGGUUUGUGGUAUGACCCCCGGGUUACCUGGUAUUGCCUGGCAAGUUAACAAUAAUUACUUCCAUAAUAAGGGAAUUAUUAAUUUCUUCUACGGUGAUUCCUUUUUCUCCUUUGUCAUAUCUUUUUUCCUUUAUUGGUUCCUUUGCGUCGUCUUCCCCUUCGAGAUUAAUAUCUUAAAUGAUGAGAAGGAUUACUAUGGUGCAUUCACUGAAGAAGUCGCUAGAAAGAAGGGUAUGGUUCCAUAUUGUGAGAUCACUGAGGAGGAAUUGGAACAAUUUAGAAUGGAUAAGGUUGAUGUCACUUACGUGACCAAGAAUGGAUCGUCGGACUCUUCAGAUGAGGAAUUUAAAGAAGGUGCAGGACAUCAAGAAGUUUUCUCAAAGGCAUCCACGGAUCAUACUACUCAAUUCGAAAUAGUGGAACAACCAAAGACUGAUAAGACGGAAAGUGAAGUGGAUGAAGGUUCCAUACACGAAAGAAUAUCAGUGGAAACAACUAAGCAAACAAAUUAA
Messenger RNA from Naumovozyma castellii, 1863 nucleotides. It is a transcript of the gene THI7, whose product is annotated as thiamine transporter THI7. Lineage: Eukaryota; Fungi; Ascomycota; Saccharomycetes; Saccharomycetales; Saccharomycetaceae. The record is from RefSeq and is a predicted model, not a curated record. Bases 1 to 1863 code for a protein of 620 amino acids. The transcript has a single exon.